Molecule: messenger RNA, 630 nt
Organism: Eruca vesicaria subsp. sativa (arugula)
Lineage: Eukaryota; Viridiplantae; Streptophyta; Magnoliopsida; Brassicales; Brassicaceae
Source: the annotation of a GenBank genome assembly
AUGCGACCUUCAUCAUCGUUCUUAUCCCGUUCAUCGGUGAAUCCCACAACCCCUCUUCCUAAGGUUUCUCAAGUCAUAGAUAUGGAGUCCCAUGCCUCAGCCACGACGUUUGGCUCCACAGGUGUUGUGGCUCCUUGUAUGUCUACGAGUAGAGAACACUCUUCCACCGUACAUUCAACUCUUCUUCCCUAUACAAGCGUCCACAACCUCCUUGUCAGUCUCUUCAGCCAUCAGGUGUUGAGUGUCAUUUUACGGGGUUCAAAUAGCCAAAGCCGGUCUCAGUCGCAAAGAAAUGCCAAUGAAGCAAACAAAUUACCUUCUAUCCAUCAAGGUCUCGUCAGACAAGCACCAAGGAGCCAUCUUGACUGCAAUUUUGUAUCAUAUAGGACCGAUGCGACUUGGAACAAAGACAAACUGACAGUAAGAUUGGGAUGGCUCUUCUCGGGUCCAGGUCUGGAGACUCCAAUCCAUGGAUCUACGCAAAAGCUUUAUCAGCUCAACCCUUAUUGCAGAGGCCAUCGCGAUUCGAUCGAGACUUUGUAUGUCAUUAACCUUGGAGUUCUCCACACUCAAGGUUUUCUUCGACAGUUUAACGCUCAUCAGAACUAUCUCCGGCAACCUCCAGUCUAA